Molecule: messenger RNA, 5288 nt
Organism: Callorhinus ursinus (northern fur seal)
Lineage: Eukaryota; Metazoa; Chordata; Mammalia; Carnivora; Otariidae
Gene: ACP3
Product: acid phosphatase 3
Biological process (GO): dephosphorylation
Cellular component (GO): plasma membrane
Molecular function (GO): phosphatase activity
Source: RefSeq, a predicted model, not a curated record
AUCCUUUGUUAAAUAGCUUCCCCUCUAAUGGCUUUUGCUCUGGAAACAGCACCUCCAAACUGCUGCCCGAGACAGCACUCCCCAGCAUGAGGCCUGCCCUGCUCCUCGUGGCCAGGGCAACAAACCUUUGCCUUAGCUGCUUGCUUCUGCUCUCCGGGGUAGGCCGAGGUGCGGUAGCUAAAGAGCUCAAGUUGGUGACGUUGGUAUUUAGGCAUGGAGACCGAAGUCCCAUUGAAACCUUUCCUAACGACCCCAUUAAGGAAUCCUCAUGGCCACAAGGAUUUGGCCAACUCACUCAGCUGGGCAUGGAACAGCAUUAUGAACUUGGACAGUAUAUAAGGAAAAGAUACAGAAAAUUUUUGAAUGAGUCCUACAAACAUGAACAGGUUUAUAUUCAAAGUACGGACGUUGAUAGGACUUUGAUGAGUGCUAUGACAAACCUUGCAGGCCUGUUUCCCCCAGAGGGUAUCAGCGUCUGGAAUCCCAGCCUACCCUGGCAGCCCAUCCCAGUGCACACACUCUCUCUUUCUGAAGAUCGGUUGCUGUACCUGCCUUUCCGGGACUGCCCUCGCUUUAAAGAACUUAAGGAGGAGACUCUCAAAUCGACGGAAUUCCAGGAGAGGUUGCAUCCUUACAAGGAUUUUAUAGAAACCUUGCCAACAUUCACAGGAUACCAUACCCAGGACCUUUUUGGAAUGUGGACUAAAGUCUACGACCCUUUAUUUUGUGAGAGUGUUCACAAUUUCACUUUACCCUCCUGGGCCACAGAGGACACCAUGACUAAGCUGAAAGAAUUAUCAGAGUUGUGCAUCCUGUCCAUCUAUGGAAUUCACAAGCAGAAAGAGAAAUCUAGACUGCAGGGGGGUAUCCUGGUCAGUGAGAUCCUCAAUCACAUGAAGAGUGCAACUCAGCCAUCGAACCACAGAAAACUUGUCAUGUAUUCGGCACAUGACACUACCGUGAGUGGCCUACAGAUGGCACUAGAUGUUUACAACGGAAUCCUUCCUCCCUAUGCUUCCUGCCACAUAAUGGAAUUGUAUCUUGAGAAGGGGGAGUACUUUGUAGAGAUGUACUACCGGAAUGAGACCCAGCAUGAACCAUACCCCCUCACGUUGCCAGGCUGCACUUCCAGCUGUCCUCUGACGGAGUUUGCUGAGCUGGUUGCCCCUGUGAUCCCCCAAGACUGGUCCAUGGAGUGUAUGACCACCAGCAAUGACCAAGUUCUAAGGGUCGCCCUUGCCGUUGCCUUUUGCCUGGUGUCUGGUGUCCUAGUGGUGCUGCUGUUUAUCCUCCUCCGCCACGGGCCCUGCUGGCACAGGGACCCCUAUCGGAACAUCUGAAUAGAUGGCUGGCUAAGGGCGGACACACCGGAUCAACCUUCUGGGACACAGCAUCUCUCAGUGAUGCCUCAUUCGAAGGACAGGCUUUCACCGUGUGGACAUCACCCUCCCCACACCCUUCCUUUCGAGCCUGUCUAGAGCAGGGUCUGAGCUCAUAGAGACUCAGGGACUGAAGGAUGAGCCCCAGGUUACCUGGUUAGGUCUCCAGAUGGUUACCCUCUUCAUUGUAGUGCAGGCUUCUCAUUCUCGGCUAGAAGGAGGCUCUUCUGCAAAGGAUAGUUACACUCUCUGGCACGGAUGUCUAGAAAGAAAGAAGAAAUCGAACUCCAAUCAGCCUUUUUCCUGCAAAGAGCAAAAGGUUACAAUGUGUGCCAAAGACAUAGAUUAAAGAAGACUGGAAAAUGAGGACAAUUAAACUAGAAGUAGUAUCAUGUAGGAUGCUUCUUAGGAAGUAAGACCCAAUUAGAAGGUAUAAAUAAAUCAUCUCUUUAGCUGUUAAGUAGAUUGAAUACAAACAUGUACACACUCCUGAAAAGAAACUCCUACCCAGUGUUUGGUAGCUAACAGAUUUCUGUAUGUGUAUGUGUGUGUGUUAACACAUAGCUGUAUUGAAACUGCCUUAGAGAGAGGCAUUUCAUGCUCAGAACCUGUAAUAUCAACUCCUGUAAUGGUAGCUCAGGUCAUUUCCCCCACAACUUCUAUAAUGGGAAAUAACUGGAAAUUCCAGGCAGCCACGUUUCUUCUUUUUUACCUCUACCAUCAUCAGACCUAGAUACUUUUAUAGUUCCGAUUUCUUUAUUUUAUCUUAAAAGUAAGAGAUUUACUUUGAUGAGAACUUUUCAUGGCCAUGAUGAAAUAAUAAUGUAUUUAAUCACCACAAAUAGAUCUGAAUUUCUCAAGUGACAAACUAGAAAGAAAAGUGAGCUGAAGGUUGAUGACACCCUGCCUCAGCUCUGCACUGGCUUCAGACCAACAACUUGGAACAAGUUAUUUUAAGUCUUAAACCUUGGUUUCGUAAUCUAAAAAUGAAGAGUCUGGACUAGAUGAACAUAGGAGUCACAUCUAGUUCUCAUGUUUGGUGAACAACUUUUCAUUUCAUGCUACGGACUGGUCAUUGUCCAAGCAAGCACUUUCAUGAAUGAUACCAUUGCAUUUAGCCUGAAAUGUAUUCUAAACAAUCUUAUCCCACACUGAGCCUUUAACCAUCCAGUUGGUGGGAAAUUCAGUCUCAUUCAUUGGUAGGGUUCUUCACCUUCUCAGGUAUUACUAAAGGUCCCAGAAUGUAAUUGGUGGGAAGAGUUGGAUAAGGGUCCUAGUCUAGGCUGCUGUCCACCCUGGUCUCCAAUAAACACACUGUCCAUUCAUUCCCACAUGGUGUCCUGAAGGUAGGCAGAGGACAUCUGUGCAUGGCUUCCAAGGCCACAAACUGGGAUUUCGCCAUCCUGACAUUGUCCCGUCCCCUUCCUGGGGUGAUGCCUAUAAACCAGAAACCCUCCUAGAACCCUGCCCCAUCUCUUAGUCUCAGGAAUCUUCCUCUCCCCUUGGAUUCCACAGCUUUCUCCUGUAAACUUCAAGCAUUUACCUCUAUCACUUUCUACAUAAUUCUCCCUGAGCCAAAGCUAUUGCAAAAAAAAAAAAAAAAAAAAGCCUGAGAAGGAGAAAGUUGUGUUCUCUUGCCUGGCAACUGCUGCUUCCUCCUGCAACACAAAAGGCAUGUAGGCAAAGAAAUGCAAGAUCUGGCUUCAUUCUCAACCUGAGAAGGGGAAAAACAUCUAUAGCAGCGAGAACAAAGGACAAAUUACUCUCUCUGUAAAGUGGCCAGCCAUUUUAGUAACGAGACCAUAACAUCUUAUGCUAAGUCAUGAGAUUUGAAAAUAGAAGUAGAAAAUAGAACCAUAAGUCAUGAAUUUUCUUACUUACUUAACAAACAUUGAUAAAGGACCUAUUUGCUAAUCGCUGAACUAAUUGUCCAUCCCUAAUGCAAUUAUUAAGGUGUUUGACCCCAACAAUAGCCUUAUACAGGGUUGAUAGAAUGUAAAAGUAGAAGCAUUCACAACCUUUCCCUAAUAUCAUCUUUUAAUACUGGCAGUGGCUAAAAGGACUCCUACUUUCUAUUGUUUCUGGAUUUUUUUUUAAGAUUUUAUUUAUUUAUUUAUUUGACAGAGAAACACACAGCCAGAGAGGGAACACAAGCAGGGGGAGUGGGAGAGGGAGAAGCAGGCUUCCCGCUGAGCAGGGAGCCCCAUGCAAUGCAGGGCUCCAUCCCAGAACCCCGGGACCACGGCCCGAUCAGAAGGCAGAUGCCUAACGACUGAGCCACCCAGGCACCCCUGGAUUUUUUUUUUAAUAUCCCCCAUUUCUCUUCCUUUACCAUCUCUUGAUUAUUGUAAAGAAAGCUCUCACUCCCAACUUAAUUGUGUCUUUUACCUUCCACAGAGCUGCUCUGUUGAUAAACACUGUAAUUGUUUUUCAUAGUUCAUGACAGAAUAAAAAAUCACAAGUGAGAAAUGAUCUAUAGUGACAAGAGAACACAAAUGCACUGUAACAUUCCUCAGGAAAUAAGCUAAUCAUCCAUCUUUUACAGAGAAAUAUGCAAAUUCCCUCUACUGAUAAAAGUGAUCUUUUCAGAUGGGUCGGAGAAGCUCAGUUGACACGAGGAUAAAUAUUGUUUGAAAGAUAACUGCUAGGAUUGAGAUAACUUCUGUUCUGCAAUGUAUUGCCCACUUUGGGCAGUUUGAAUCCGUAUAGAGGCCUUUGUACAGGAUUAAAAUAAUGUUGUAAUUACCACAUCAAUGUAGGAAAUGCCCUAACAUAAAAAAUACCAAUAUACAUGUAGAAAAGUUCUGAGGAAAUUGUAGGUAGAGAAUUCCUAGCUAGAAUGGCAUUGCGUAAAGAAAGUAUUAAGAGAAUAUGAUUAUAAAAAGAAUAAUUUAUGGUAUUAAAAGAGUACAAGCCUUAGAAGCAAACAUUUUAUUGGAAGUCAUUCAACCAACAAACUUUUUUAUAUUAGAAAUGGCAUUCCUUCUCCCUGAAUUCAGUCAUGUUCCCUCUUCUCCCAACUUCCUGUUCUCACUCUGUCUUGUUCUAAUAUUGCUAGCAUUGAUCCUUUCUUCAUUGCCAGGGGAGUGUCUUGGCAAGUGAAAGCCAAAAUGUGAGUUUUCUCCUUCAAAACUCUCUUUAUAGAAACCCCCUUUGAGUAGUAAUGGAUGUGUGCUACAUAUUGAUGCUUUAGAACAGCACUGAAUAAUAGAAACACAAUGCAAGCCACGAAUAAGGACCACAUAUGGGUUUUAAAAUAAACAUAAAAUUAAUUCUAAUAAAAUUUAGUUAACCCAGUGCUGUGAAAAAAAAACACUUCAACAUGUAAUUAAUAUUUUAAAAAUUAUUAAUGAGAUAUUUUUCAGUUUUUUUUUUUAAGUAUUUGAAAUCUGAUGUGUAUUUUACCCUUACAGCACAUCUCAGUUUGAACUAGAUACAUGUCGAGUUUCAACAGCCAUAUGUGGCCGGUGGCUACCAUAUUGGACAAUCACACUUUACACCACAAGACAAAAUUUUUGAAGCAGAAAGAAAGUUUUGGAUUUUUUUUUUAAGUUUUUUUAAUUUGCAAGAUUCACUUUCAGGUUAUUGUGAAGAAAAGAAAGUCAUCUUUCUUAUAAGUCUACAUCUGACUGUUUUUGUAUGUGUGCUGAAUUGAUCAAGGAUUUUUCCGAAAUGUUUUAUUUGCAGACCUGUCUUAACAGCAGCACCCCAGACUGGUUCCAAAACCAUCCUAUACUAAAUGAACUAGUUCAUCUUCUAAUAAAAUUUCUAAAGAAGGAAUCUGACAACACACUUAGAAUAUAAGUACUGUUAGAUUGGGGUAGGAGUGCCUUUUAAAUUUUUUAUUAAAAUUUUUGUUACAAGUGAUUGUAUUUAAAACAAAAAUAAAUUCAUUAAUACAGAAGGGUA